GUGUCAUGUACAUUUUACAUGAUCAAUGAACGGCUUUCAGUGGAAACAUUGUUUAUAUCAAUAAAUUAUUAGGUCGAAACUGAAGCAAACUUGAAGAGGCAAUUCGGAUCAAGGUCAGGUCAUGGCUGGUUAAUGGAAUCUUUGCCUAUUAAUGUUGGUCUAAUUUCCUUGUUAGUCGAAAUAAUUCUUUUUACAGGUCCUGGAAAAUAUUGUUUCUCUCCUCCCAUUAUCUGACCAAAAGUCUAUAUCUCUGACAUGCUGGAGGCUCUAUUACGCUGUAUCACGAAAGGUUUUCUUGUUAAAAAGACGUUUUAUUCUGAGAGAAUCCUUAUCGAAUACAUCAUUUUUGUUCUGCAAACAAUCGGAUAAAAGUGGCAAUGGGGAAAACUCUUAUCUUGAUAGUGGUGUCUCGCCAUCAACAGUUUGCUGGGCCCCAUGGGUAACAAGCUUAUCCCUCAAAGACACACAUCCGAAUCCAGCUGACCUCUCACUUCUUUUGAGGUCAUGCUCGCGUUUGGUUUCUCUUGACCUAACUGGAUGUGACAGCCUUUUUAACAAAACUUUGGGAGCCGAUCUAUUCUUGUCAAAUGCCUUUGAGAGAGAUGCUAUAAGGGAAUGCCUAGGAAGUACUCUUACGAAGCUUACUCUUGCCAACAUAUCCAGUUUGUCCGACGAAAAUUUGGAAAACUUGUUUGCUACAUUCCAGAGCUUGUCUGAUAUUGAUCUCAGUGGUUGCUUAUUUGAUUUCAACUUAACGAACGUGAAUCUCAGGCGCAUACUUACAUUUCCCAGAUUCCUAUCCCUGGUUGGUAACUUGGAGCUUGGGAGCAAAUUUAAGCAACCUUGUGGUGGGGUAAUGCACCUGAAUUCCACUUCUGUAAACGAUGAGUCGCUGCGUGCUUUGGCAACCAUACCGGGACUACAUAUCUCUGGCAUAUACUUAGAUAACUGUCGAGAGUUGUCAGAUACUGGUUACUUGUAUUUGAUGAUGUCAGACAGUGUUUUCAAUUGUCUAAAGAAAGUGUCUUUUAGUUAUCCUGGACCAAGUGUGACCUGUCGUGUGGUUGAAGUGUUGUUGGAGCGGUUUAGUCACCUCUUAACCUACGUUAAACUUACAAAGUGGUCAUUCCCCACAAAUUCACGUGUUCCCCCUCUUUUUAAACGAUGCUCAGCUAUUGAAUAUUUAGAUUUGUCUUCUUGUUUCACAUCACCGAAGCUGCUGGUUAAUAGUGUUUCAUCAGCUUUUACGCAGCUAACCAGUUUAGUACUUUCUGGAUAUUCAGGUUUGCUUGAUGAAGAUUUGAAUUAUAUUCUGAAGGGUCUUGCUUGUUGUUUGAAGUCUCUUGAUAUCAGUUCUUGUUUAAAUCUAACAGAUGUCUCGUUAUCGUCAGUUUACACGUACUCUCCAUAUUUGGAAACUUUUGUUGCAAGCUGGUGCAGAGGAUUCACCGAUUCAGGCAUAUGUAAUUUAUCUUCAAACGCAUUGGAAACUGAAAAUCGGAGUCUUUUUAGUUUAAAGCGUCUUAAGUCUGUUAACCUUUGUGAUUGCAGUCAAAUAACAGGAUCCUCGUUUCUUUGCAAUGCAAGUGACGGUCUCAUCCUAUACGACCUUACGUCUCUUCGUAUUGGACGUAUUGGUUCCCUAGAUAAAAGCGUUCUACUUUCCGUUCCCUCCAUUGCUCCCCAGUUGCAUAUUCUGGACAUAUCUCGUUCUUCAGUAGAUGAUAAGACUAUAGAAGUGUUGACUACGAAGCUGUCAAAUACUUUAAGAGAAUUGUUCGUCGCUGGUUGUGAACAUUUAACUGACCAAGCUCUAUCUAGCAUUCUUACUAACAUCCCUUUUUUGAGAACACUUGAUAUUUCAUUUUGCCCUUAUAUUUCGCCAAAGGCUGUGUUAUUAUUCAAAAGUUCCAUGCCAUAUUUGUAUUACAUUAAAUCCAUUUAUGUUGGAUCCUAUCUGAAAAGCGCCCAAGUUUCUUAAGUUUUUCCUUUUUUAAAACUUUAUUGAACUUUUGGUUUUUUGUGAAAAAUAAAAUCCUGCAUUAUGAUAAGCGCCACCAGUCUAAUCAUAUUGAUUUUGCUGUACAUAAUAUUGAAACCACCAUUUUGAAAAAAUUUAUGGGUUGUGGUUUGUUUUAUGUUUUUUUGCUUUUGUCUAUUUUAGAAUUUCUUCAAGUUACUGUUGUCAUUAUAACUAAUAUUGUUAUCAAUAAUAACCUACUGAG
Trichobilharzia szidati is the source of this 2225-nucleotide messenger RNA. The record is from the annotation of a GenBank genome assembly. Lineage: Eukaryota; Metazoa; Platyhelminthes; Trematoda; Strigeidida; Schistosomatidae.